GGAGCGAUUUUGCGGUAGCGCCCGUUAUCCCAGCGCUAACGACACGUCGACCCUCGGGCCGCGGGGAUAAUAAUAAUAAUCCGGAGUUAAAAUGUCCAGCUCGGUGAUUUCGGUCAUCUCCAGGUUCCUGGAGGAGUACAGGUCCAGCACGUCCACGAGGCUGAAGGUGGUGGACGCGUAUCUGCUGUAUAUCCUGCUGACGGGCGCGCUGCAGUUCCUCUACUGCCUGCUGGUGGGAACUUUCCCCUUCAACAGCUUUCUGUCCGGAUUCAUCUCCUGCGUGGGCUCCUUCAUCCUGGCAGUUUGCCUGCGAAUCCAAAUCAACCCUCAGAACAAAGGCGAAUUCUUAUCCAUCUCACCAGAAAGAGCCUUCGCCGACUUCCUUUUUGCCCACACCGUGCUUCAUCUUGUCGUCAUAAAUUUUGUUGGUUGAGGAAAAGUCUUUGAUGUCCUGGAUGAUGUGAUUGACUGAAGGAAAAGUGACCAAGUUUUACAUGCACCUUUUAACUGAUGAGCCACAAAGACUGAAGAACGACUGACUGAAGAAGGAAACACAUUGCACACUGACUUUACACUACCCCACCACAUUUCACAUCAAUUACUUACUCUUUCUUAGGUUCUGGAUAUGAACUGUAUCUACAACAGUGUUAUUUUUGAACAUGUCUGAGGGAGGAGACGUGAAUAAUUAUGUUCAGACUCUGUGUUAUCUGUCCACAUCAGCAAUAAUUAAUGAAAUAAAUUCUUUUUUGUAAUAAUAGCACUUUUAUUUGGUGGGAAUCCAAUGUAUUUUUCAUCUUUACAAAUAAAUAACAAACUAACUGAA
Molecule: messenger RNA, 823 nt
Organism: Astyanax mexicanus (Mexican tetra)
Lineage: Eukaryota; Metazoa; Chordata; Actinopteri; Characiformes; Acestrorhamphidae
Product: dolichyl-diphosphooligosaccharide--protein glycosyltransferase subunit DAD1
Exons: 3
Coding region: 92-433 (113 amino acids)
Biological process (GO): protein N-linked glycosylation
Cellular component (GO): oligosaccharyltransferase complex; membrane
Source: RefSeq, a predicted model, not a curated record